GCGGGAAGGUUGCUGGGGCAGCUGACGUGAGCGGUGUCACUGACCCGCGCCCGCUGAGGCCGCUGGAGCCCAGCCCCUCUCUCCAGCCUUUUCGGAGGCUCGCUCCGUUCCAGGGCGUUUGUGAAGCUCGCUUCCAUGUCCCCGGUGGGCACGGCACCCCGGAACCUCCACGCCCAUGGCCGCUAGCCUGAGGAGGCCCUCUUUCUCCGCCUCUUCUUCCUCCUCGGCAGACCCAGACGACGAGGGGGUGCGCGGCACUUGCGAAGAUGCUUCUAUAUGCAAGAGGUUUGCAGUGAGCCUUGGCUACUGGCAUGACCCUUACAUCCAGCAUUUGGUAAGACUGUCUAAGGAGAGGAAGGCCCCCGAAAUUAACAGAGGAUAUUUUGCUCGGGUCCAUGGCGUCAGUCAGCUUAUAAAGGCAUUUCUACAGAAGACAGAAUGUCACUGUCAGAUUCUAAAUCUUGGGGCUGGGAUGGAUACCACCUUCUGGAGACUAAAGGACGAAGAUCUUCUCCCAAGUAAAUAUUUUGAAGUGGACUUUCCCAUGAUAGUCACGAGAAAGCUGCACAGCAUCAAAUACAAGCCUUUCUUAUUACAACCCAUUAUAGAAUUACAUUCAGAGGACACACUGCAAAUUGAUGGACACCUGUUGGAUUCAAAGAGAUAUGCCAUUAUUGGAGCAGAUCUCCGAGAUUUACCUGAACUCGAAGAGAAGCUAAAGAAAUGUAACAUAAAUCCACAAUUGCCAACACUGCUGAUAACGGAAUGUGUGCUGGUUUACAUGACUCCGGAGCAGUCGGCCAACCUUCUCAAGUGGGCAGCUAACAGUUUUGAGACAGCUAUGUUCAUAAACUACGAACAGGUGAACAUGGACGACCGGUUCGGACAGAUCAUGAUCGAAAACCUGCGGAGGCGACAGUGUGACCUGGCGGGAGUGGAGACCUGCAAGUCGUUAGAGUCACAGAAAGAACGGCUCCUGUCGAAUGGGUGGGAAACAGCAUCAGCCGUCAACAUGAUGGAAGUCUACAGCAGAUUGCCUCAAGCUGAAGCGAGCAGAAUAGAGUCACUUGAAUUCCUGGAUGAAAUGGAGCUGCUUGAACAGCUCAUGAAACAUUACUGCCUUUGUUGGGCAAGCAAAGGAGGAAGUGAACUAGGUUUGAAGGAAAUCACUUACUAAUCUAUUGGAAGCCCAGGCCGAGCUGGGAGCUGCUGCCACCAACCUUCCCAGAGUGGACUGGCCACGUUUCCUGGGCGGUGGCCAGCCCUGGGCUCGUCCCACACCCUGACAGACCUCACUUCCCAGGGCUGUCGCACCACCUGCUGUGCCCGUUGGCUUACCGUUUAAAUAAAUCUCUGUUGCCAAUUGC
Lynx canadensis (Canada lynx) is the source of this 1367-nucleotide messenger RNA. It is a transcript of the gene LCMT1, whose product is annotated as leucine carboxyl methyltransferase 1. Lineage: Eukaryota; Metazoa; Chordata; Mammalia; Carnivora; Felidae. The record is from RefSeq and is a predicted model, not a curated record. Gene Ontology annotation, biological process: C-terminal protein methylation. Gene Ontology annotation, molecular function: protein C-terminal leucine carboxyl O-methyltransferase activity. The transcript has 11 exons. Gene Ontology annotation, cellular component: cytosol. Bases 176 to 1177 code for a protein of 333 amino acids.